Schizophyllum commune H4-8 is the source of this 3256-nucleotide messenger RNA. Its product is annotated as protein prenylyltransferase. Gene Ontology annotation, molecular function: protein binding. Gene Ontology annotation, biological process: mRNA splicing, via spliceosome; generation of catalytic spliceosome for first transesterification step. Gene Ontology annotation, cellular component: U2-type catalytic step 2 spliceosome; post-mRNA release spliceosomal complex; Prp19 complex. The transcript is spliced from 7 exons. Lineage: Eukaryota; Fungi; Basidiomycota; Agaricomycetes; Agaricales; Schizophyllaceae. The record is from RefSeq and is a predicted model, not a curated record. The coding region runs from base 35 to 2995 and encodes 986 amino acids.
GAACGCUCGUCGGCGCGCCUCCGCUUCCUACAAAAUGCCGUCCGUUGCGGAGAAGUCUGUCUCCCUUGACUCCCUCACUUCGCAAUUCCCCCUCACAUUCCCCAUCCCGACCCCGAAAUCCGUGCCGGACUUGAUCACGGUUCAUGACAUUGCACGCGAAGAGGACUUGCUGCGAAAUCCCACAUCUUUUCGCGCUUGGUGGACUGCCAUCCAUGCUACGAGGGAAGCCUAUGUCGCCCAGUCGAAGAUAGAGAAGCUUCCUGCCGACGUACCUCCCGAAGUCGCCGCGCUCUUGGGACCUCUUGCAACUCCGCUCGGGCGCCUGUCUUUGCAAAGACUGACAUACCUUUAUGAGGCAGCACUUACUCAGUUCGCUGGCUCGUACAAGCUAUGGAAGUCCUACUUGACUAUGCGCAUGUCCUUCGUGCUUGGCAAGCUUGUCAUGAAGAAGAAGGCCGGCGGCAGGAAAAAGUUCCCCGACAUGAAGGACGCGCUGGAGGAGGAAAAGGAGGAUCUCGAGCAGUGGGAGGGGGGCUUGCACGGCGUAGUGGGCUGGGAGGAGUGGAAGGCGCUUGUCGCGACCUUCGAGCGCGCCCUCAUGUGGUUGCCCAAGAUGCCACGAUUAUGGUUGAUGUACCUUUCCAUCUUCAAUCAUCCCCUCUGCCCGUCUACUCUCGUCAACACACACGCUCGUCACACAUACGACCGCGCCCUUCGCACUCUGCCACCAUCCCUCCACCACCGCAUAUGGGUGCGCUAUCUUCUCUGGGCAGAAGCCCGAGGCGGCGCAACUAUGGUCGCUGUUUACCGGCGAUACCUUGCUGUCGACCCCAGCAUCACUGAGCGGUUCACCCACCUCCUCUUGAACUCUCCACACUCCGCUCCUCGACCUCUCGAGGCUGCGAAGUACCUCCUGUCACUCGCGCGCAAAGCUGCUCGCGGCGAGUACACUAGCCCAGAGGGCAAGAGUCCGUAUCAGCUACUCCUCGACUGGCUCGAAAUCGUCGAAAAGUACCCCGAGGAGGUUGGUCUCGACGUCGACGACACCAACACCUCGAACGAUGCUGCAAAAGCGGAAGAGGAAGCCGCUGCCAGCGCAUCAACGGUCGUCGAGCCCGCAUCCGUCACCGGUCAGGUUAUGCGCGUUGCAGGUCCUGCGAUCCCCGUCACUGUCUCUGCGGAUGGCAAGACACGGCCAUAUGACGAGGACGAGGACCCUAAGAGCCCACGCAAACUGAACAUCGAGCAGAUCAUCCGCAACGAUGGCCUCUCGGUGUACAAGGACCAGGCGGGGCGUCUUUGGACCGGAUUGGCGACCUACUGGAUUAACCGCGCUGAGCUCGAGCGCGCGAAGGAGACCUUCGAAGCCGGGCUCGCGGCUGUCGUCACCGUGCGCGACUUCACCCAGAUCUUCGACGCGUACGCCGAGUUCAACGAGUCCGUGAUCAGCGGGUACAUGGAGACGCUGGAGGAAGAAGACGACGAGGAGGCGACGAAAGAGAUCGAGGAGGAGCUGCAGAAGCACAUGCAGGAGUUCGAGGCACUGAUGGAUCGGCGGCCGUUCCUGAACAACGACGUGCUGCUCAGGCGGAAUCCGAAUGACGUACAGGAGUGGGAGAAGCGGGUGGCGUUGUGGGGAGAGGACGAUGCGAAGGUAGCGGAGACGUAUACGAAGGCGCUGGAGACGAUCAACCCGAGGAGGGCGACGGCGAACUUGCAUCGUCUGUACGUGAACUUUGCGAAGUUCUAUGAGGAAGGUGGAACGACGAGGGAGGCGGAGCCCGACUUGGACGCUGCGAGGAAGAUCCUGGAGAAGGCGACGAAGGUGCACUUCAAGAAUGUUGAUGACCUAGCAGAGGUUUGGUGCGAGUGGGCGGAGCUCGAGCUUCGUCAUGAGAACUACGACGAGGCGAUCCGGGUCAUGCAGCGAGCUGCGGCUAUCCCGAAGAACCCUCGCAUUAAUUAUCAUGACCAGUCACUAUCAGUUCAAACUCGUUUGUUCAAGUCGCUCAAGCUCUGGUCAUUCUAUGUCGACUUGGAAGAGUCCAUUGGGACGGUCGAAUCUGCAAAGGCGGUUUACGACAAGAUCCUGGACCUACGCAUCGCCAACGCACAAAUCAUCGUUAACUACGCCGCAUUCUUGGAAGAGAACAAGUACUACGAAGAGAGCUUCAAGGUCUACGAACGCGGUGUCGAGCUCUUCACCUUCCCUGUCUCCUUCGAGCUCUGGAACAUCUACCUCUCCAAGUUCGUCAAGCGCUACGGCGGCUCCAAGCUCGAGCGCGCGCGCGACCUCUUUGAGCAGGCGCUGGAGAAGUGCCCGGCCAAGUUCUGCAAGCCGCUGUUCUUGAUGUACGCGAAACUUGAGGAGGAGCAUGGCCUGGCGAAGCGCGCUAUGUCAAUUUUGGACCGUGCGACGCAGGUGGUGGCGGAUGAGGAUAAGUUCGAGAUGUUUACGAUCUACAUCGCAAAGGCGACGGAGAACUAUGGCCUCCCUGCCACCCGCCCUAUAUACGAGCGCGCCUUGGAGGUCCUCCCCGACCGCCAAACCGCCGAAAUGUGCCUUCGCUACGCCGCCCUCGAGCGCAAGCUUGGCGAAAUCGACCGCGCGCGCGCCAUCUACGCACACGCCUCCCAGUUCUGUGACCCACGCACGAACCCCAAGUUCUGGGCUGAGUGGAACAGCUUCGAGAUUGAGACCGGGAGCGAGGACACGUUCCGGGAGAUGCUGCGCCUCAAGCGCGCGGUGCAGGCGCAGUUCAACACGGAGGCCAGUUACCUCGCGGCGCAGACCGUGUCCGCGAGUGCUGCCAGUGCGAAUGCGCAAGGGGAGGAUGGUGCGGCGGCGGCAGGGGAGGACGCGAUGGCGGCGGCGGAGAGGGCGGCAGUGAAGGGGCCGGCGUUUGUGAGUGCGUCGAGUAAUCCGGUGAAGGAGGCGGAGGCGAAGCCAGUAGAGAAUGCGGAGGAGAUCCAUAUAUCGGACGAUGAGGAGUAGGCGUGUAUUCUUGUAGGUAUCGUGACACGAAGAGCCUUGGGGGCCAAGCCGUGUAGCAUCGAAAGACCGACCGCGAUCGUGGUGUUGGUGUCGGACAGCGACCCUUGAGAAAUCACCCUCAUUCGGCGUGAGGUCUUGCGCCUGACGCACGGCAUACCGCUGGCCAGCCUUUCGCCAAUACCAUUGGAGUGGUCUGCGUGCUUAUCGUCGCCCCCAGCGAUCGAUCUCCGCGGCACACAGAUCAUUCCAUCUCGCAUCCCA